AAAAAAAAAAAAAAAAAAAAAAGUGGGGGGGAGCCCCUUGCAUAUGGUCACCCAGCCCCAACCCCAGUUGUUCUAGGCUCUGUUUCCUCCUCCCCAUCAGUUCCUGCCCUCCUUAGGGCCUGUAUCUUUUGCUUGUUUUCAUAGCAGACAGGUGUCUAGUGCCUGGUGCUCCUCCUGCACAUCCGCCCCCCAACCCUAGGGGCCAGAGCAGCUUUAAUUAAAUGCAGAGUUGAUUGCAUCACUCCCUGUUUACAAACCCCAGAAGAUUCCAUUCCCAUUGAGGGAAUCCACGCUUCUCAGCCGAUGCUUCCAGUCCCGUUGGAAAGAAAUGAAGUAUAAAGAGAAUGAACUGGAGACUCGCAGACUAGAGGGGAGCUAGAUAAGGAAAUGGAGACCAUAAGCACAAGGACCCUCUUCCUAGGUGGGGUGGAGAGGGCAUAAGGAUGGCAAGACCCAUUUACAUCCUCGCCAGCUCCCUGGCUGGGAACAUAGUAAAUAUCUUUGUUGAUGGGGUGGGAGGAGGAGCUACGUAGACCAGGCUCUGGGCCUGGUUUCCUUGGAGAGGGGAAAAUGAAAGUGCUGACAUGUAAACUCCCGACUCCGGAGUCUCCGACAGCCUGCAUCCAUGGAUCUGCAAGGCAGGCAUCACCCCGCCAGCGGACUGGCUGGCUUUGAGCAGGGCAUCAGAACCAGGUCUCCGGGCACUGGCCCCGGGGAGAGUGGAAGGUGCCUGCUUUGGGGUGAGCACCGGCUGAUCCCCAGCAGAACCCUGUGACAGUCCUGCCAGGGCCCAGGCCAUCCCAACCGACUUCCAUCUCAUGGAGCCUUCAGGGGAGAAGCCAGGAGAGGCUGGUGGGCUGCGAAUCACACCCCAGCUGCUGAAGUCACGCACAGGCGAGUUCUCCCUGGAGUCCAUCCUGCUGCUGAAGCUGCGUGGCUUGGGGCUGGCCGACCUGGGCUGCCUGGGAGAGUGCCUGGGCCUGGAGUGGCUGGACCUAUCAGGGAACGCGCUCACCCACCUGGGCCCGCUGGCCUCCCUGCGCCAGCUGGCCGUGCUCAAUGUUUCCAACAAUCGGCUGACGGGCCUGGAGCCACUGGCCGCCUGUGAGAACCUGCAGAGUCUCAAUGCCUCGGGCAACCUACUGGCCACCCCAGGCCAGCUGCAGUGUCUGGCUGGGCUGCCGUGCCUUGAGUACCUGCGGCUCCGAGACCCUUUGACCCGGCUUAGCAACCCGCUCUGUGCCAGCCCCUCCUACUGGGCUGCAGUCCGGGAGCUGCUGCCUGGCCUGAAAGUCAUCGAUGGUGAGCGUGUGAUGGGGCGGGGUAGUGAGUUCUACCAGCUGUGCCGAGACCUGGACAGCUCCUUACGUCCCAGCUCCAGUCCAGGCCCCAGAGCCACUGAGGCCCAGCCCUGGGUGGAGCCCGGCUACUGGGAGUCCUGGCCCAGCCGGAGUGGCUCCAUCCUGGAGGAGGCCUGCAGGCAGUUCCAGGACACGCUGCAGGAGUGCCGGGACCUGGACCGCCAGGCCAGCGACAGCCUGGCCCAGGCUGAGCAGGCACUCGGCUCCGUGGGCCCCACCUCUUCCUUCGUCUUCUGAACCCAGCUGUGGCCCAGGACAGCCAGGUGACCUUGCUGCCCACAGCUCCCCUCCCUGCCUCCACACUCGUCUUGGUUUCUUCACCCUGGUCACUGGCCACUGCCUGCUGGGCUAUUCCUUUAUCCCUGUCCUGAGGGAAGCCCCUCCCCGCUCUCCCUCCACGUGCUGCAAGGACGCACUGAGGGGCCUUGAAAGGUAUAAAGGCUCCCACCACCUGUGAGCCUGUGUCCACAGCUGCUGCCACUCCGGGCUGCUCCAGCCUGAGACUUAGUGGAAGGAAUUACUUCCUCCUGAGGCUACAGGUGAGAAAGGUAGGGAUGGGCCAGCCUCCACUCCCAGCUGCUGGGAGAGAGGCAGGCUGAGUGGCCAGAGCACUCCUGGAAGCGGAACUCUCCUGCCUUGCAAAUAUGCCUCUCCAGGCUGGUCCUGUAUUUCCUGGGCACCUUCUCUGCCUGUUCUCGCCCACGCAUCUAUUAAAUGCUUCUGUUUUCAUUUGCA
Molecule: messenger RNA, 2096 nt
Organism: Saimiri boliviensis boliviensis (Bolivian squirrel monkey)
Lineage: Eukaryota; Metazoa; Chordata; Mammalia; Primates; Cebidae
Source: RefSeq, a predicted model, not a curated record